Molecule: messenger RNA, 1116 nt
Organism: Aspergillus steynii IBT 23096
Lineage: Eukaryota; Fungi; Ascomycota; Eurotiomycetes; Eurotiales; Aspergillaceae
Exons: 1
Coding region: 356-1081 (241 amino acids)
Source: RefSeq, a predicted model, not a curated record
AUGGAGUACGGAGGAGAGUCCCUGGAGCAUUCUUUCCAGGUCUUUUUUUUUUUUCCUCCGCCCAUCAGACUCUGUGACUCGUCGAGUGCGCUUCGUGACCAUGGGCCUUAUCGUCAUAAAUGUGGCCGAGUCUCCGCCCAUCGCAGGCAAUACGCCGAGGUCAUUCGCUGAUCCCUUUCCGUUUGCGGGCACGCCAGUCAGCAUUGUUUCCUUGGAUCGCCCCGUCUUGCUCAGCUCACGACUGCAAAGCCCGCUCGAAACAGGGUGAUUACAGGGAAGAGCUCACGAGUCAAGGGAGCUGAGAGGACGGCCGGGCAAAGUAAAUUCAGGGCUCCACCCAGAGUGUCCCAGAACCAUGGGAUCGUGCAAGAGAAAGAAAGAAAGAGAAAGAGAAAGAGAAAGAGAGGAGAGAAUGGAGAAAAAAAAAUUACCAAGAUGCGAGACGCAGCAAGGGCUCCUGCGUUUCAUUAGGAAGACUAAUUUACGCCGGGGUCUUUCAUGCAUGGAGCCCAGGGUAUUAAUACCUGGCAUUAUUACUACCCACCGAGAUCCCAGAUUCAAGCAGUUCGAGCUCACGGGAGUAUUAAUAGCAAACACGGGGUGGUCCAAGCUGCCAUCUAGCGUUCUAGUGCCAUCGCCACGGAUUUGGGCGAUAUCACGCAGGGUCGACGGUGAUGCCCAAAGCAUUCGAGGCCAAAAUUCCCCGGGCAGGAUGGCUGAGGGUAUUAAUACUCCGUGCUUGGGCGAGGUUCUAGAAAGACCAGGACGUCUGGCGGCCAGAGAAAGGCGACCGGACGCGAGAAACGAAGCUAAAAGGACCCCCCCACCAAACCAGAGCCAUGGAAAGGAACGGCUUUGUCGGCCUCAUUGGCUGGAACGCUGCAACCGUUGGGGAGGGAAGGUGAACAUUAAAUUAUUAAUCUUACUGAAAAGUACUCCGGAAGUCGGCCUAAGGACAGUCAGUAGUCCAUCUGCUCCGUACAGCAGGACGCGUACGCGACGCGAUCGGAGGUCAGGAAGAUCUGACAUGACAAUUGGAUUAUUUACAGAGACGGAGUACACUGAUGAACAUGCGCAGUAGGUAGAAGUUGGGGGUGGCAGGCGGGACUCUCUUCC